Messenger RNA from Erigeron canadensis, 932 nucleotides. RefSeq names its product probable glutathione S-transferase. Gene Ontology annotation, molecular function: glutathione transferase activity. Bases 62 to 739 code for a protein of 225 amino acids. Gene Ontology annotation, biological process: glutathione metabolic process. The record is from RefSeq and is a predicted model, not a curated record. The transcript is spliced from 2 exons. NCBI's taxonomy places the organism in Eukaryota, Viridiplantae, Streptophyta, Magnoliopsida, Asterales, Asteraceae. Gene Ontology annotation, cellular component: cytoplasm.
GGGAAGUCAUCAAAAUGAAGUUUUAGACCUAAAAAAAAAAAAGAAAAAAAAGUGAAACAAAAUGGAAGAGGUGAAGCUUUUCAGGACAUGGUCAAGUCCUUUUGGGUUGAGGAUUGUUUGGGCAUUGAAACUGAAAGGUGUCGAGUACGAGACCAUAUAUGAGGAUCUUACAAACAAGAGUUCGUUGCUACUCGAAUGCAACCCGGUUCACAAGAAAGUACCAGUGUUGUUGCACAAUGGAAGUCGCAUAUGUGAAUCACUUGUAAUUCUUGAGUACAUUGAUGAGACAUGGAGCACAACUAAUCGCAUUUUACCUGAGGAUCCGCUUGCUAGAGCGACUAGUCGUUUCUGGGCGAAGUUUAAUGAUGAGCAGGUUUUCCCAUCGUUCUUCCGUUAUCAUAUGAGCCAAGGAAGAGAUCAAGAAGAAGCCAAAGAAAAAUUCUUGGAGAGCCUGAAACUGGUAGAAGGAUACCUAAAGGGAAAGAAAUUUUUGAACGGAGAAACAUGUGGCUUCCUAGAUCUUGUUUUUGGGUGGAUGGCUCAUUAUCCUGUUGCUAUGAAAAAGGCAAGCAAUCUAAAUCUGUUGAAUGAAGAGGCAUGGCCAUAUCUAAGUACAUGGAUGAAGCAAUUUCGUGACAUUCCCGUGAUCAAAGAAAACUGGCCUGAUGAAGAGGCAUUAGUCCUCAAGUUUCAGAAAAUGCGUGAAGCCCGUGGGAUAUCCAUUCCAACAGAAAAGUGAAAUCUGAAACCUUGUAGGAAUCAUGAGAUGAUGUAGGUGAAAUUAUUAUAAUAAUUCUAAAUUUACAUUUCAGUCUGUACGUGUGAGUGUUAAAAGCAAAUUUAUAACAUCUUUCUUCCAAAUUGUAUGAGAUACAUAGAAGAGUUUGGGAAUGUUUAGGCUGGGUAGUUUAAUCCAAAAGCAAUAAUUUUCA